UUCCUUGCUCUCUUCUCCCCUGUUUAGCACUCCAAGAAUUAACCACAUCACCUCUGAACACCCCAGAGAGGAGAAAUUGGGUGCUUCAGCAGAAUGACCUGGGAAAGGGAACCAGUUGAAGGGGGAGAGGAAAACUGAUCAGUGGUGAUUUCUGAAAUUGUGACCAGCAGCUUGAAAAUCCUACAAAAUGGAUGAAGUUUACAAGAUCUCUUCAACCGAGAGAGUCCAGCAGGUAGAGAAAGAACUAGCUGUGCAGCUGGCUGAACUAAACACAGAAAUUGAAGGAAAUGGAGUCUUACAAGGAACUCCACAUUGCUCUGUGCCCCUUCCAAAAGAUGUUGAUUAUUUCAGAAGAGAAAGAGAGUGGAUACUGAAAAAAUGUUUACAGGUUACAGAGGCAAAGCCUCUUGUAAUUCAGACUGAUGUCAUGCAGAGGGAGCUAGACAGCUGUCUAAAAAGAGAAUAUACACCAGAAAGCUUACCUUUGUUGCUGUAUCAGUUUUUUAUAGACAGAAUCCCACAGUUAGUCCAAAGCAAAUACUUACAUUUGCUUAGAUGGAAAAGAUUUUGUCAGCACAGCAGUGUUAUUGAACAACUGUACCCUUUCUACCAGAAACAAGUGGCUCAAAUUAUGCAGGAGUACAACGAUGCUGUUCAAAGAGCUGCAAGACUUUCAAAUGUACGGGAAAAUUUUCUGACUGGAAAAGAAAUUCCUAUAAACCUGGUGACCCAGGAAGACUUGAUGAUCUAUACACAAUGGCUAAUAUGUCACUUGCACUCACUUAAGAUCAUCCACACCUAUCUCCAGGUACUCCAACACUUGCCUAUCUCUCAUAGGACAGAGGUAGCCAUUGACAGACAUCCACUUCAAGGUGAUGGAGAUAAAUUCAAAGCUUUUGGCAAAAUGGAAUUUUUGUCUCCUAGUAUGCAGGUCUCUGACCACUCAAACACUUCAGCCAUAGAGGGAUCCAUCUCAAAGAGAACAGUUCCCCAGCACACCACAGAAAUUGACCAACUGAAACCACAGCUCAGACUUCUGCUUUCUCAAUUGGAUAUUAGUUAUGAUGUAGAGAAUCUGAGACAUUCUGCUAAUGAGAUGGAACUUUUUUCCAUGGUCAAACAUAAAUUUAGGAGCAUUUUCAAUAAACAACAAACAAUGAGAACAUUUCCUGUUUAUGAUGCUGGAACCCCUGGAUCAGAAACAUUGGGUAUGGUGAGCUCCAACGUGACUUUGAAAAAGAGAGCAAAUUGGACCUCUUUUAUAAAGAUUAAGCCUCAACAAGAUCCAUGGCAACAAAAACUACUAAUGAAACUGAAACAGUGGAAAAAGGUAGAUGAACAGCUGCAGAUUCAAUCAAAAACGUUAGAGGCUUCCAAUCUGGAGUACGUGAUGGAGGCUCUCCAGGAGCAAGCGGUAACAAUGCUAGAGCCAACACCAAUGACCUCUUCCUUUACGAGUUCUUUCCAUUCAAAACAUUACAAUCAAAUCUGGGAAAAGCUUUAUCGCAAUCCAGAACUCUAUCAGCAGGGGCAGCAAACAAAUGACAACAAUAGCAAUCUUAUCAUGACAAUGAAUGAGAAAAGCAUGGAAAGUGUCAACUUUAAAAAGGGUUCUGCUUUUUCAGGGAUGAAGAAAGAUGGAAGCAAAUCGACUGCCUCACAGCUGCUGGGUUUAGAUGAGGACAUGGAAGCUCCCAGCAAAGAUCUUGCCAUGAGAAAAGGUGGAUAUUUGUCUCUCCUUUAUUUACGUCACUUGAGAAUCAGAGAAUUACAGAGAAUUUGCUUGGGAAUACUCAACUAUUUCCGAUCCAUUGAAAGAACUCUAACCAUCAGCACCUCUGGUCUUGCCUUGCGCACUGGCAAUCUGAUUUCCACUGCAGAAGACGCCAGCUGGGUGAAUGCAGCCAAAGGAGGCACUGGUGCCUUUGGGGGUCUUGGCUCCCACCCUUACAUGCAUUAUACUCCAGCUGACUAUAAGGUCCACAGUGUGCAGUUUAUGGAGUUUGCAGAGGUGGAAAAUCAUGAUGAUUUUUAUACUGUUGAAGAGGCAUAUAUUCAUACGCAGGAUCAAAGAGGGGCUUUUGUAAUGUAUGAUGUUGCCCUCCAAGACCUGAAAGAGAUAGAAAAGCAACUUUUGCUUGUGGCAAGCCAGUACAUUGAGAUGGAGAAGGGCCAGAAAGCAGGCCCUGAUUCCUCUAGCAACAGCUACUCAAGGUGGGCACAGACAUCAGUGGAUCGAUCUGCAGUCUUGCUUGACCUUUGGACUUGUGAAGCAGAUUUCUUAAAAAAUAAGUGGCAGCUUCUCGAUAGUUAUUUUGAAGCAUACCAGCAUGCUUUAGAUUCAGAAGAAAGAUUUGCAUUGGCCCAAGUAAUAACUGAUAUCACGUACAGGCGUCCUCGAUUUGAUUUCCACCUUGGGUAUUUUGUGAACACCUAUAGAGAUGAAUGCGCUUGCCUUAAGCUUCACCUCUACUUGGUGAGAGAUAUCAUGAACCGACAGAUAGAGAAUCAGCGUAAAUAUAACUAUAAGAUUUGGCGUGAUGGUCCCAAAGGUUGUAUCUCUGAAUUUGGUUUUCCCUCAUAUGUAGUUACAAAACAAUUAAUUGCUCUCAGUAACAGCCCUACAGCUCUGAAGAAUAUGUAUUUAUUGGAAUUCCAUUCCUCCCUUGGCCUGGUAUCUUUAAUUCCUAAAGCUCUAGAUCAUAUCCUUCAGGAGUUCCAACAAAUCUGUAGGCCAAACACAGCCAGUGAGGCCAUUCAUUUGGAGGAACAUAUACUUCAACUUUCGUUGGAUGGAUGGAUGACCAUGGAAAAUCCAGAAUCUUUUUAUGGUGCUCAAAUUCAGAGAGAUAUAUUUGCAGAUGUUCUGGUUGAGGAUCCUCUUAUUGUAAGAGAAAUUGUUACAUCAGCCCUGAAAUCAAUAGCAGAAGAAGAACAGAGACUGAGCAAAGAAAAACAGGCUAUUACUCUGAAUGUCUUCUCAAGGCUCCUUGAACUUCUGACCCUCCGUCAUCGGUUGAUUGAGGCAGCAGUAGAAGGAGCACAGCUGAGCAG
This is a messenger RNA of Python bivittatus (Burmese python), 3054 nucleotides long. The record is from RefSeq and is a predicted model, not a curated record. Lineage: Eukaryota; Metazoa; Chordata; Lepidosauria; Squamata; Pythonidae.